AUGUCACCUGACUCAACUCCCGUCCGUCUUACUCAAGGCGCUGCCAUCCUCAUCUCAGGCGUCUCCACUGGUGUAUCGCUCACCCUGUCCACCUUUCUUGUCCCACGCCUCCUGGAGUCUCCAACUCCCGUGAUGCUUCGCCAAUGGCUGUCUACCUACCGCCUUGGUGCUGCGACCAUGCCUCUUGCCUCAGUUGUCAGCGCUGCAGCAUAUAUCUGGCUCGCCGCAUCCCGCGCCGGCUCUCUCAAGGUCCUUCUCACUACCGCUGCGGGGAGGACCGCCGGUAGAGGCUAUCUCGCUGCUGCGGCGCUGACGAUCGGAAUCAUCCCGUAUACGAUUGCGUUCAUGAGGAAAACGAAUAAUAAGCUGAUAGAGCUGAAGGAGAGGUUUGAUAAGGAGGAAGUUGAGGGGAAGGCUGGGGCUGAUGAGGAGGGGGAGGUCAGCGUGCAGUGGGCGACGGGGGCGAAGUAUUUGGUUGAUUUGUGGGGGUUGUUGAAUCUGGGUCGGACGACGCUUUUGGUCGCAGGGAGCGUCAUUGGAUUGGCGUCGACUCUUUAA
Molecule: messenger RNA, 558 nt
Organism: Thermochaetoides thermophila DSM 1495
Lineage: Eukaryota; Fungi; Ascomycota; Sordariomycetes; Sordariales; Chaetomiaceae
Exons: 1
Coding region: 1-558 (185 amino acids)
Source: RefSeq, a predicted model, not a curated record